This is a messenger RNA of Branchiostoma floridae (Florida lancelet), 2560 nucleotides long. Its product is annotated as gastrula zinc finger protein XlCGF57.1-like. Gene Ontology annotation, cellular component: nucleus. Lineage: Eukaryota; Metazoa; Chordata; Leptocardii; Amphioxiformes; Branchiostomatidae. The coding region runs from base 160 to 1743 and encodes 527 amino acids. The record is from RefSeq and is a predicted model, not a curated record. Gene Ontology annotation, biological process: regulation of transcription by RNA polymerase II. Gene Ontology annotation, molecular function: RNA polymerase II transcription regulatory region sequence-specific DNA binding; DNA-binding transcription factor activity, RNA polymerase II-specific. The transcript has 3 exons.
UAUAACAUGCUGUAGUCUUGCUGUACGUGGUCGGCUGAAGUCUGCUCGGUGUAGGUCUGGACGGAGAACCCGAUUCCGAAACUUCAGAAAGGUGCCGUUCUAAAGGACCCGAGCUGUGAGAGUUCUGCACAGCUGUUUGUUACUUUGAAUUUGACAAAGAUGGAAGAUCCCAGCUACGGACAACGUGGAACAAAGCCCUACAUGUGCGGGCAGUGCGGGUACAGGACAAAUUGGAAGUCACAGUUAUCUCCGCACAUGAGAACCCAUACAGGGGAAAAGCCCUACAAGUGUGGCCAGUGUGACUAUUCUACAGCAUGGAAACAACAGUUGGACCGUCACCAUCUUGCUAAACACACAAGUGAGAAGCCUUUCGCAUGUGACAAGUGUAAAUACAAGACAGCUCACAGGUAUUGCCUAUCCAGACACAUGAAAACUCAUACUGGCAAAAAAACCUACAAGUGUGACCAGUGUGACUAUUCUAAAGCACAGAAAUGCCAUCUGGACUCACAUCUAGCAAAGCACACUGGUGACAAACCCUACAUGUGUGGGGAGUGUGGGUACAGAACUGCUUACAAGGCUGGCUUAUUAAAACAUAUGAGAACACAUACAGGAGAGAAACCCUACAAGUGUGACAAGUGCGACUAUUCUGCAGCACAAAAAUCCAGCUUAAAAACACACCAUCUAUUGAAACACACUGAUAGAAAACCUUACCUAUGCGGAGAGUGUGGAUACAGGGCAGCUCUAAAGUCUAGCUUAUCUGCUCACAUUAAAAUCCAUACGGGAGAGAAACCCUACAAGUGUGACCAGUGUGACUUCUCUGCAGCACUGAAAGGCAACCUGAACCAACAUCUGGCAAAACACACAGGAGAGAGACCCUACAAGUGUGACCAGUGUGACUAUUCUGCUGCAAAGAAAACCACUUUGCACCGUCACCUUCUGUUAAAGCACACCGGUGAAAAGCCCUACAUGUGUGGGGAGUGUGGACACAGGACUGCUCUAAAGUCUAGCUUAUCUCUGCACAUGAGAACUCAUACUGGAGAAAAACCCUAUAAGUGUGACCGAUGUGACUAUUCUGCAGCAGGGAAACCCACUUUGUACAAACACCAUCUAUCAAAACACACUGGAAAGAAAGCUUACAUGUGUGGUGAGUGUGGAUACAGGGCAGCUCUACAGUCUAGCCUAUUAGUGCACAUGAGAACCCAUACAGGAGAGAAACCCUACAAGUGUGACCGGUGUGACUAUUCUGCAGCACAGAAAUCCAGCUUGAACAAACAUAUAGCAAAACACACAAGAGAAAAACCAUACAAGUGUGAUCGGUGUGACUAUUGUGCAGGACGGAAAGGCACUUUGCACCGGCACUAUCUAUUGAAGCACACCAGUGAGAAACCUUACAUGUGUGGGGAGUGUGGAUACAGGACAGCUCUAAAGUCUAGCUUAUCUACUCACAUUAGAAUCCACACGGGAGAGAAACCCUACAAGUGUGACCAAUGUGGCUAUUCUGCAGCACAGAAAUCCAGCCUGAACCUACAUCUAGCGAAACACACAGGAGAGAAACCUUACAAGUGUGACCAGUGUGACUAUUCUACAUCACAAAAAUCCAGCUUGAACAAACACCAUCUAUUAAAACACACUGAUAAGAAACCUUACAUAUGUGGGGAGUGUGGGUACAGGUCAGCUCUAAAGUCUACCUUAUCUACUCACAUGAAAAUCCAUAUACACAAGAGAGAAACCCUGCAAGGGUGACCAGUGCAACUUUUCUGCAACGUGGAAAUCCAGGUUGUACUACCACAUAAAGGCAAAACAUUCUGGACAAAAAAACUUACCUAUGUGGGGAAUGAGGAUACAGGUACCUGAGAACUCAUAUACAUGUAUAUGAAAUAACGCUACAACAAAUGUGACCUGUGAGUGUGACCAUUCUGCAGCAAGGAAAACCACCAUCGUGCACCAGUGAACUGAGUAUGAAUAGUGCAGGUUUCCAUAUGAACCAAUAUAUAGGGACUGACAGAGAAGAAAAACAUAAGUAUGCUUUAUUAUUAUGACACUUCUGAAAGUAUGUCCAUUCUUGAUAAACAUGCCAGUGAGAGCAUAUUACCUGCUGACAAUUUGAGAACUGCAAGGAAGACAAGUUUUACUCCGAGUGUGAUUCUAUUCUGCAGCAGCAUUUUAAAGUCCACACUAUAUUAAUCAGGAACAUGACAAGAUAGUGGGAAGUCUACUUCAUCUUGAUGUAGAAGCGUUCUUUCAAGAAAAAAAAAGAAAAAAAAAACAUUUGGUAAUGAUUGACAUAAUGUAGAAUUUGUCAAAGAUGAUGCAUAGACAAAUUCUACAUAAUGUCUAUCAUUACCAAAUGUUCUUUUUAUUCUCUAGGUGACUGGUUGGAAAAAGGAAAAGCUUCAUGUUGAAUGAUAUCAAUAUAGCUCUAAGAAUCAUAGCAUGAUGUAUUUUACAAGUUAGAUGUACAGACGUUUUCUUGCAAAACAUUUUUCGAAUUUUUUUUCUAGAUGGUUUGACUUAAAGUUUGUUCUUAUUUGCACCCCUUGUUUGUUAACUAUCUUUUAUG